GAAUUACAUAAAGGCAGCCCAAGCCCGCAGAGCAGAGGCACCCAGCUCCUCCCCUGCUCCCGUCGUCCGCCAAAGAAGCAAGCAGCAGAGCAGAGGGAGAUGGCGGCACCUCGCCCGCAUCCGCUGCUGCUCCUUCUCCUCGUGGCGCUGCUGGCCGCCUCCGCGCCCCGCCGUGCCGACGCCUGGGGCAAGGAGGGCCACAUCAUGGUCUGCAAGAUCGCCGAGAAGUACCUGUCGGAGGAGGCGGCGGCGGCGGUGCAGGAGCUGCUGCCGGAGUCGGCCGGCGGAGAGCUAUCGACGAUGUGCCCGUGGGCGGACACCAUGCGCUUCCGCUACCACUGGGCCAGCCCGCUCCACUACGCCAACACCCCCAACGUCUGCAACUUCAAGUCCUCACGGGACUGCCACAACUCUCGCGGGCAACAGGGGAUGUGCGUCGUCGGGGCCAUCAACAACUACACGGACCAGCUCUACACCUACGGGGACUCCCCCAAGAGUUCAUACAACCUGACGGAGAGCCUGAUGUUCCUGGCACACUUCGUGGGCGACGUGCACCAGCCGCUGCACGUCGGCUACGAGGAGGACGAGGGCGGCAACACCAUCAUGGUGCGCUGGUACCGCAGGAAGGCCAACCUCCACCACGUGUGGGACGUUAGCAUCAUCGACACGGUGAUGAAGGACUUCUACAACAAGAGUCUGGACACCAUGGUGGGCGCCCUCCAGACGAACCUAACGGAAGGAUGGUCCGACGAUGUCGGCCACUGGGAGAACUGCGCCAACAAAAGGGCGACCUGCGCAAAUGACUACGCGAUCGAGAGCAUACACUUGUCCUGCAACUACGCCUACAAGGAUGUGGUGCAGAACAUUACCCUCGGAGAUGAUUAUUACUUCACCCGCUACCCGGUCGUGGAGAAGAGACUAGCACAGGCCGGCGUCAGACUCGCGCUGAUACUCAACCGUAUAUUCGACAAGAAGAAAGCAGAUACCAUGCCGUUAUACGUACAGUAAAAGAGCUAUACUUUGUACAUGAAGUGUAUACAUACGGGGCUGCAAGGUAUUGUAGCUGCCGUUGCCACGCCAGUUUCUCAUAAAUUACCGCUUCAAUAAGUUUGCCAUUCUGUAAUAAGAGUCACAAAGCCUUGGCACAGCACCCAGAAAUUCAAUUGUUGUGAAGUUGUAAUAUAAUUCAACCGUCUAUAAUAGACUAUUUGCUUGAACAAUAAUAGCCAAUCCACAAGUGAAGUUCAGAGCCACGUUUUAUUUCCUCUCAA
Molecule: messenger RNA, 1271 nt
Organism: Triticum urartu
Lineage: Eukaryota; Viridiplantae; Streptophyta; Magnoliopsida; Poales; Poaceae
Source: RefSeq, a predicted model, not a curated record